Coccidioides immitis RS is the source of this 739-nucleotide messenger RNA. RefSeq lists its product as uncharacterized. The transcript is spliced from 2 exons. NCBI's taxonomy places the organism in Eukaryota, Fungi, Ascomycota, Eurotiomycetes, Onygenales, Onygenaceae. The coding region runs from base 26 to 667 and encodes 213 amino acids. The record is from RefSeq and is a predicted model, not a curated record.
CUUGUUUGCAUUCUGUUCUGGUGACAUGAAUUUAAAGAACAUCUUCUCACAUCUUGCACGCAGACACCCUGCUUCUGCAGAAGUGAUAUCCUCAAACCCGAAUGCCUAUCCCAGAUUUCCUCCUCCCCCGCCAGAGGAGCUUUUGUCAAGAAGUUCAUAUUACAAUAACCUUCUGAGCCAACGCGAAAACCUUGCUCCCCCUGAUUCCCCAACAGAUACGCCCCUCUUCGCCCUCUAUCGCCUCUAUGAGCACCUCGUCCUCAACCGCACCACCGGUCUGCGCAAUGAACUCGAGCGAUUUUGGUUUAAUAAGUGGCCUGUUUCGUCCAUUCCGGAUCCGCAAGAUCAUUCCGAACCAGCGCGAUAUGCGGUUCUGGCGUGCAUUCCCGCUCUAAUGGCAUUGGCGUUCAACAAAAGGAUAGAACUAGGGAUACCUAGACGCGCGGAUGCCAUUAUGUCCAUGGAGGAGAUAGAGAAAUACCGGAAUGAGGAAAGAGUAUAUGAACAAGUUCCUCAGUGGACGUUAUCCGUGAAGCCACUACAAGCAAUACUGAAGAUACCCCACGAUGGAGGAGAGACUCUGGAGUCGUUUGAUGAUAAGAGAGCGAGUCCGCAGCUCAGAGAGAAGAAUAUUUUAUGCUGGCAGCCACAUAUUCAUUUUAUUUGAUUUAAGCUCAAACAUAUAGAGGAUCAAAAAGAUUAUAUUUCCAAUAUAAUAGGCUCUUUCUGUGUUCUGUUG